UGUUUCACGCAUCACCCAGCAGUCGAGUUGAAUUCCCGUAAUAUCUUCCAAAUUUUUUUACAAGUUUUCAGAGGAUUGCACCCCAAACGCGCCCGUUACACAUUUUAUACAAUUUCCCACGUCUACAGGAUGCACCGCACAUCGUGCAUCGGAUCGGUCAUCCCUCCAAUCCGAUCCGUGCUGCGUAGUAAGUGAAAAAGGCCAACCGCGAGCUGUGCCUGGCGAUGCGAAAACAAAGUGCCAAGCUUGUGAUCAAGAGGAAAACUCAACGGUGAGCCACCGCUCAAAGCAAAACGUUCCAGCGAAACCCCCCCGUCUAGCAAAUCGCAGAUCCGGAACCCUUUGUGAAAGGACAAAUAUUGAGACACUGAAGAAAGAAAAGGUCUCUUCUGCAAGGUGAACACGCAGAUAACACGAAUCAACGCUGCAAAAAAAGGAAAAUUUGUCUUUGCCAACACGGACGGGUUAAUGAUGAUCAAGAUUGUAACAGUGCACUGGGCUUCCUAUGCGUAAGCUUUGUGCCAGCAAACGACACAACCCGCAUCAGGCCAGCAAAAUUUUAAUCCCACGAAUUUGCAGCUGUGUCACUGGCAAAUCACGGGUGUUGUAACAGCGACUUCCUCGAGGCGCAGUGCGGGGUGGUUCUACGAUGAGCACCUCGGCUGGCACUGUGGCCAGCUGGGUGCGGCAGCCACAGCUACUGGUGGCGGUGAUAGGGCUGACUGUCCUGAUGCCCUGCCUGGUUCCAGCGAUCGCCGAUCCAGCCGAACCGCCCGUACUUAUCGUCGUUUCUUACGAUGCAUUCCGUAACGAGUAUCUGAAACGGAACACGACGGCCUUCAUGAACGAGCUGCGGCGAAACGGUACGACCAGCGCCUACUUGCGCAACGUGUUCCCGACCAAAACCUUCCCGAACCAUCACAGUAUCGCCACCGGCGUCUAUCCGAAUGUCCACGGCGUACUGGCCAACGGGCUGUACGAUUCGCAGCGCGGCGGCCCCCUCAACUACUCGUACGAGCUGUUCCACUACAACCGGAACCUCCUGCCGAUUUGGUCCCUGAACGAGUACAGCGGGGGCCAUAGCGGCUGCAUGAUGUGGCCCGGUUCGGACUACGGUUAUGGGCCCCACAAUCUUACCUGCAGCCACACGCAACGCUUCAACUUGUCGGUGUCGUGGGAGGACCGGCUUAGCACCAUAUUUCGGUGGAUACGUGAUCCUGAGCGCCCCGCCAACCUGAUCAUGCUGUACAUCGAGGAGCCGGACUACUACGGGCACGUGUACGGGCCCGAAUCGGAUCGGAUUGCCGCCCUUGUGGUGCAGCUGAAUGAGCUAACCCGCCAGCUGCACGCGCAGAUUGCGGCUCAGCGUCUGCGAUCGCGCGUCAACGUCGUUCACUUGAGCGACCACGGUAUGGACGCGGUGACGCCACGGAACUUCAUCAACCUGACCGGGUUCGUGCCGGGCGAGCUGCGCUACGAUGUGUACGGUACGACGCCGGUCUUGCAGAUCGUGCCGAAAGUGAAGCAGCAGACCGCGGAUCUCUACCGGGUGCUGAAAAAUGCGGCCGACCGGGACGGCCGGUUUGAGGUGUAUACUCUGGAAAACCUGCCCGCCCGCUGGCACUACAACAACUCUCAGCGCACCGGUCCCAUUACGGCCGUAGCCCGGCUUGGUUACGGUUUCGACGAUAUGUGGCGCACGGUGGACUACUAUCAGCGUCAGUUCGGUGUCGUAGUGACGCCAGAUACGCCCUAUGGUGUGCACGGCUAUGACAAUGCGCUACCAAUCAUGAACCCGAUCUUCUUCGCGUACGGUCCCCGCAUCCGCAGGCAGCUGGUGGUCGAACCGUUCGAUACGGUCGAUCUUUACUACCUAUUCAGCGGAAUUCUCGACCUUACGCCACCUCCCUACCUGGCUGGCAAUUUAAACCAUGUGCAGCACAUUUUGCGAAACGGCUCACACGAUAACGACGAUGAUGAUGACGACGACGACAAUGGUGGCGACGAUAGCGGUGGUGACGAUCCGUGGAGCGGCUCGCGGGCAAAAACAUUGGCAGUCAUCUUUACCGGCAGCUUGGUGGGCUCUUUCGCGCUCGUAAGCCUGCUGGCACUCGGCGUGCUCUAUCAACGUCGGCGGCGUCGCGAGAACCUGGUGCCUCCUUACUUGUACGAGGAAACGGAAACCUUCAUCGAUGAGGGGAACAAACUGCUGCACACCAGCACCACCAACUCCUCUAUCAACGGCGAUGUCGUGUCGGUGGAUGUUUGAACGUCCAUUAGCAAUUACCUAACCCCUAGUCCCUCUCCCUGAAUCUAGCCUUGUCCUUGAAUUCCCUUAUCUUCACCGUGCUCGGGUUUUCCCGGGUGUUGAUGUUUGAUGUUGUACAUAUAACGCAGUCGGCCACAGGUUGUGCUAAUACUGCGAAUAGAAUGGAGCAUUAAGUACCGGCAAAAGUGAUACACGAGUGACGUGAUAGAAGCGGCCAAGACAACUGUGAAGUGUAAUGUGUGAAUUGCGAGAAAAAAAAAGUUGUACCUUCUACAACGUCAGUAUCAGGCGAAAGCAAAGAAAUUGGACAGCUAGUCUGCAUUCAGUUUUUACUCGAUGCGAUCCAGCGUUGCACAUUGCGUUUUUUGGUGAAGGUAGUUUUUUGGGUUUUUUUUUUCUAGAUCCUGCACGGAGACUAGCCCCGAUGCGCACGAUACAAUAAGGCAGUAAAUAGUAUUUCAGUUGUGUUAGAAAUGCCCUCCACCUAUCAUCACACAGCCGCGCAAGCAGCCUUAGUAAAUUGUACAUUAACGGAUUCACACAAUCUUUGGUUCGUCAACAGGCAACGAAACUGUUCAAUGGUGGCCGAUGAGUUUCGGUGGUGCGAGGCCGUGGGAGAAAAGAUACAAACCAACCAAUCAAUUCAUUGUAGCACUUUCCUAACGACAUGUUCUUCCUAUUCCGUGCUGUUUCGUGUGGUAAAGAAAGAUAAACAAAGAGAAGGAAAUAGUGAGUAGGAAGGUAAAAGUAAACGAAACGUAUAGGGGAGUGUCCCAAACUGUUCUUAAGUAUAAUGUAAGCUAUCUCUAUUGUGAUAUUUUUCUAUGAAGAUGCCCUGUGGGGCAUUUAGUGAGAAGCAGUCCGAGCCAGCGGGCUUUAACCUCCUGGCAGCAGACGGGCUGGCUGGUCAGCCAAACAACCAGUGGCCAUAUGCUGCUUGUGCGACCGCGCAGAUUACGUCUAUAUAUUGUUUUUACAAGCAAGCAAAACAAAACACAUCCACACAAAACAUGCCGAAGUCAAUCGAGAUAAGCUUUCCGUCAGGCACGCGCAAGGGAACGAUGGCGAAUGGCGUCCAACAUAAUACUUCCGACCGAAACCGGCAAAGAUGAACUGGACUAGUCGCCGUUUUUUUUUGUUUUUACCGGGAUAGAAACGAAUUCCGCGCAGUUUCCGAGCAAAACGGAACUAGAUAAAGCGACGCCUUUGCUGGCUGUAACACCCAGAACUUCGGCUCUGCGCUGCGCUUCGAUUCACCCCAACGGCCAAAGCCAUAAUUCUAGUUCAUAGUAGCGGUUUGUGCGAAGAGAUUUUUCAAUCACGUUCGUUCAUGCUUGCGUCGACCAACAUAGGCAAAACGCAAACGAUAAAACCAUUGUAAAGCCCGAGUAGGGCAGGCCUACAUAUCCAGGAUGUGUCGUGUGGUGGUAGGGAACUCGUCGAAGUCGAUGAUAGCCACGAGUUAGUUUAUUCUUCACUCCCUACUUUUACUACUCUGGUGCGACAGUUUUAAAAGAGAUUAAAGUUUUAGGAAAAAAACGCCCAA
Molecule: messenger RNA, 3815 nt
Organism: Anopheles aquasalis
Lineage: Eukaryota; Metazoa; Arthropoda; Insecta; Diptera; Culicidae
Product: ectonucleotide pyrophosphatase/phosphodiesterase family member 5-like
Source: RefSeq, a predicted model, not a curated record